This is a messenger RNA of Fusarium coffeatum, 708 nucleotides long. RefSeq lists its product as uncharacterized. Gene Ontology annotation, biological process: ubiquitin-dependent protein catabolic process. NCBI's taxonomy places the organism in Eukaryota, Fungi, Ascomycota, Sordariomycetes, Hypocreales, Nectriaceae. Gene Ontology annotation, molecular function: ubiquitin protein ligase binding. The transcript is spliced from 4 exons. The record is from RefSeq and is a predicted model, not a curated record. Bases 1 to 708 code for a protein of 235 amino acids.
AUGACAGACGUGCUCAACAUACCAGAACUGCCAGAUGAGGAUGACACCGAAGGUCUACGAGCGUACUUGACAAGUGGCAUUUCUGCGAUCCUUAACGACCCCAAACUUCAGUUGCAGCCAAAUGUUUACAUGAACCUUUAUACAUCUGUAUGGAGGUUGACGUAUCGCGAAAAGAGUAACGAAAGUGCUCGUUCAGACGUACCUUAUGCAGAUGUCAUCUAUCAUGACUUGGUCAAAAUGCUUGCUGACCAUGUACAGCUUGUGUUGGAAAAGCUUCAAUCUCAAGAGGAUAGUCUCUUAUUCGAGGCCUAUUUGACCGAGUGGGAUCAAUAUCUCAUGGCUGCCAAUCGCAUUGACCGUUUGUUGAAUCUCAUCAACCGGCAUUGGGUUAAGAGGGAUGUCGACGAGGGAAAGCCAGAUGUCUACCGCAUCCGCACCCUUCACUUCGUCCAAUGGCGGUCUUACUUAUGGGACAAAAUAUCUAUUGCCGUUAUCGAUAGCGCUCAGCUUGUGCUGGAGAAGAGUCAUGGAAACGCAGACAAGACCCACGACAUGUUGAAGAGCUUCGCGUCGCUUCAGAUCGACUACUCUGCACGGACUGGGGAUGCACGGACUCGCAUUCGCGAAAGUCUUGAGGCGCCGUUUGUGCCCGAAAUCAUAGCCCACGAACGGAAUCUUGAGAACAUUAUCGCUGCACGCCACAACUAA